UUGGUUGGCAACCUGUACCAAGUGUGAUUUUAGUAGUAGAAUUUUUGAGUGGGACAUUUUUGCGUGUGUAUUAGUGAAAAUCUUGGGAUUGGUUACUUGUUGAUUUAUACAAUGCCCGGAAAUUAGUGCAGACAUCUUUUUAUUGUUAAGCGUGAAAAAAAUACAUUGAAAUAAACAAAAGUCAGUAGUUUUAUGUGUAUAAAAAGUGAGAAGUUCAUCGCCAUUAUUAAAAAUAAUUCAGUUAUGCUUUCGUUAUGUUUUUUCCCGCGAGUUACUGCGAAGCUUCUACGUCCUGCAAUUUUUCCAAAAUAUAUGACCAAAAAAAAUGGAACAAAUUUAAAGUGCGCUAAAUUUUGUAGCAUGCCCAAAAAAGUUGUGUGCAUCCAAAAAUCCCAAAAUGGAAGUCGAGUAUUGAAUAUGAGAAUUUUUGAUGACAAUAUACCCCUACACCACUUAGUUGAUGCUAGAGCCAUUAGCACUUGCUCCAAUGUAUCCUCAUCACGGAACGUGGUUACGACACCAAAUUAUCUUUGUAAUAGUGCGUCUAGGCCUCAAACCCGAUUAGGUUAUAAACCAAAAACUGUAGGCGACUUCGAUUUGCUGUAUAAGUUGACACAGGAAAAAUUUAAAUCUAAGAAACUUCCGAAAGAUGUUAAUCCCUACGGUGUAUUUGCCAACAAUGAACUGGAUUUGGAUGAAGUUGAUGUGUAUGGUUUCGACUAUGACUACACGCUCGCGUGCUAUAAACCUUGCUUACACGACUUGCUAUACAAUUUGGGCCGCGAUAGAUUGAUUAAAAAAUUUAAGUACCCCGAAAAUAUUUCUAAAUUGGAGUACAUUCCACGGUUUGCAGUACGUGGCCUUCAUUAUGAUAUAGAGAAAGGUUUGCUCUUAAAGCUAGACUCAUUUCUUCAAAUACAGUUGGAGUCUGUUUAUCGUGGGCUCACAAAAAUCCCUGAUGCAGAAGUACUAAGGCUUUAUAAAAAUCGAAUUUUACCUAUCGCAUAUGUUGAGGGCCAAUCAAAAAACCAUCAGCCAAAUGCCAAGGCGAAAAUGGUUCAGCUAGCUGACUUGUUCUCUGUUCCCGAAAUGUGUCUUUUAUGCAAUGUAGCCGAGUAUUUUGAAAGAAAUCAUAUCGACUACAAUCCCGAAAUUCUUUUUCAUGACAUAAAAUCAUCAGUGCAAUCAUGUCAUCCGAUUAUGCACGAAAUCGUUAUGAAAAAUGUUGGAGAUUAUAUUGAGAAAAAUUCUCGAUUACCUGAAUAUUUCAAAAAGUUGGCAAAUGCGGGCAAAAAACUAUUUCUUGUAACAAAUAGUCCAUUUUCUUUUGUAAAUUGUGGAAUGACUUUAUUGGCCGGUGACAAAUGGCGCGAACACUUUGACGUUAUAGUAGUUCAAGCGCGAAAACCUAAAUUUUUCACAGAUGAUUCACGUCCCAUCCGAUUAUAUGAUGAAACGACCAAUUCACAUGUUUGGGAUCGGGUUUCAAAAUUGGAAAAGGGAAAAAUAUAUUAUGAGGGAACCGUAAAACAACUGCAAGAUUUAACAGGGUGGCGUGGCCAUAAUGUACUAUAUUUUGGCGAUCAUCCCUAUAGUGAUUUAGCUGAUGUAACAUUAGAGCAUGGCUGGAGAACUGGUGCCAUUAUAAAUGAACUCACGCAUGAGAUUGAAACUCUCAACAAUGUUAAUUUCAAAAGAAAUGCAAAUUGGCUACAGAUGCUAACACAACUCAUAGAAGAAAUUCAGGAUUAUGAAUGCGAACCAGCACAAAUUUGCUUAGAAAAAUGGCAAGCAGAACGGGAUAUGCUUAGGAACCAAACCAAAAUGGUUUUUAACAAGCAGUUUGGCAGUGUUUUUCGUACCUACCACAAUCCAACGUAUUUUUCACGACGUCUUUUUCGUUUUGCUGAUAUUUACACUAGUGACAUAACAAACCUAGCGAAUUAUUCUGUCUCGCAUACUUUUUAUCCUCGGCGAGGGGUCAUGCCACAUGAAUACAUUUCGUAUUUUAUGUAAAUGCUGUCGUUCGUUUUAAUACGAGUUUUAGGAACGAUUAAUUCAAAUAUUUACGUAUGUAUUUAUUUACACUUUAGAGAAUUUUGUUAAAUCUCAGAACUCUAGUCUUAUAAAGAGAUGUGUAUGCACUAACUGUUCUAUGUCACAUGUCACUAUCACAUUUUAAACCAAUAUUUAACCAGUUUUACUUUUAAUCGAAACUUUUAAACCAAUUUGCUGGAAUUUACUUAUUAAAAAAAAGACACUACCUUUAUAGUUGCUCAACAACAACUGGCAAUUUUCUGUAAGGUAUAUUCAAAAUUAUUUAAGUGAGCCCCACUAAUUUUAUUGUUAGUUCUAUCAAAAUCAUAUUAAUGAUGAUAAAUUAAUUAUUUUUAAGUAUCACUACCACGUCUCGAAUACCUUAAAAUAUUUGAUAAAUGUUUCAUAGCUGUUAAAUUACAAAGAAAUGAGAAUUAUAA
Bactrocera oleae (olive fruit fly) is the source of this 2477-nucleotide messenger RNA. It is a transcript of the gene Nt5c, whose product is annotated as 5' nucleotidase C. NCBI's taxonomy places the organism in Eukaryota, Metazoa, Arthropoda, Insecta, Diptera, Tephritidae. Gene Ontology annotation, molecular function: 5'-nucleotidase activity. The record is from RefSeq and is a predicted model, not a curated record.